AUGUCGGACCCCAGGGCCAGGGCUCCCUUUUGCCAGUCAGAGGCCCUAUUCUCAACCUAUCCCUUUCUGGCUCUCGACGACCUGUCUGGUCUCCCUGAGCAGGAUGUCCAGUUCCUCGAGCUCAACGGGUGCUUCCACCUGCCCCUGCGUCCCAUCCAAGAAGAGUUUGUCCACCAGUACUUUUUGUAUAUCCAUCCCUGCUAUCCCUUGAUGGACGAGGGAGAGUUCUGGUCCAUGUACCUGGAUCGAGACCGUCAUCGUGGAAGGGAAAAGACCAUGUCGCUUCUCCUGCUCCAGGCCAUGCUGUUUGCAAGUUCUGCCUUUGUAUCGCCUGCUGUUCUCAAGAAUGCUGGAUACUCUGGAGUAAAAGUUGCUCGAGGCAUCUUUUACCGACGGGCCAAGCUUCUUUUCGAUUUUGGUGUAGAGAGCGACCCCUUCACAAAAGCCCAGGCGGCCUUACUCUUGACAUUUCAGUUCUCAGCCGCUGAGCCGCACGCCGGGAGCCUCUGGCUGAGCACGGGGAUACAGAAUGCGAUCGUCGCUCAGACGCACACCUUUCAAGCCCCCGGAUCGAGCACCGCCCUCAAGAGGCGCAACAAGAGGCUCUGGUGGUCUCUCUACUGGAGGGAUAGAGUGUUGACCUUGGGGCUACGGAAACCCCUGCAGAUAACUCCUUCCAGCUUCAACGUCCAGCUCGACCUCCUCACCCAAGAUGAUAUGAUAGAUGAGGCUCACCACUCCUUUGUCUAUGAUCCUAAGACCAAGCGACACCUAACGGAUAUUCUGACAUUCCAAUGUCGUCUGGGAAUUCUCCUGACUGAAGUGCUCGCCCUCACCUACGGCCCGAGCUCUUUUGAUCCUACUUACUCCCUCGACCACUUUGAGGCUACGCUUUCACAGAUGAGGACUGCAAGAGCUAGGCUAGCUCGGUGGAAGGAGGAUGCCGAGGCUGCAUUUUACGUCUUUCUCGGCGAUGGCCACACUCAUCGGUCCCUGACCCUAUUUUCAAGUUUGAUUUACAUCUAUGCCUAUGCCGCUCAAAUCGCACUGGGAAACCACGAGGCUUUGAUUAUCGAACGGAUGCAGAAAGGCGUGACACUCCUCGAUGAUUCGGCCCUGAGGAGUAUCGGCGAGGAACUAAGCCAUGCGACGACCGAGACGACGAGGUUGGUCAGGCUCAUUGUCAAACAGGGCCUGACACAGCAUCUCCCCAUAUCUGUCAUCGCAUAUAUUGCUUUCCCUCUCAUGCUCAGCUCAUUGGACGACAAGAUAUCCUCAGACGACGCACAGACUGAAUCUGACCGGUCCCUUACGAAGUAUCAUGCACAAGCAAUGCACCUAUGCAGCAAGCGAUUUGAAGGAGCAGAGGACAUAAGCAGAAUGAUUUCUCAGAUUCUGCACUCAGCACCGAUACAGCUACCAAUCCGGGUUGUCCAGCCUAGAUCGAGCAAUCAAGCAAAAGGGCCAAAUGGAAAUAGUCCUGGACUUGGAAGCUCUGGCUCCAAAAAGAUGGGGACACGCUGGGAUGAAAUUUUUGUCACGCGUCUUUAUAUGCGUCUCCGCUUGUCUCUCGACUAUGCCCUAGUUACCGGCAAGCCACCCACCGAGGCGGAUCUUCCGGCUUACAUCCUUCAGGGGGCAACGAAACGGUUGACCCUCGGGCCUGUUCACAGCCUGUCCUCGGCCAUGCUGGGCACAUCACCGGGUUCUUCAGCGGGGUCUGUUGACAGCAACCCCAGAGUUGUCGAAUUGGACGACAAGUCACAGGACGGUGAGGUAGACACAGAUAUGGCCGAUUCUCCGAUGCCAGAUGCUCAAACCGCCGUCCAAGCUGGGGAGAGGGCGAGAAUACUUCGAAGCUCAUGGGAAUAUGAUCCAAUCUGGGCGGCAAACCUGUUUGACGAAAUGAAUGAUGUACUCUGGAGUUGA
This is a messenger RNA of Fusarium falciforme, 1929 nucleotides long. Its product is annotated as Fungal-trans domain-containing protein. Gene Ontology annotation, molecular function: DNA binding; zinc ion binding. Bases 1 to 1929 code for a protein of 642 amino acids. NCBI's taxonomy places the organism in Eukaryota, Fungi, Ascomycota, Sordariomycetes, Hypocreales, Nectriaceae. The record is from RefSeq and is a predicted model, not a curated record. The transcript has 5 exons. Gene Ontology annotation, biological process: DNA-templated transcription.